This is a messenger RNA of Hansenula ciferrii, 1269 nucleotides long. RefSeq names its product Pex3p (gene PEX3). The record is from RefSeq and is a predicted model, not a curated record. NCBI's taxonomy places the organism in Eukaryota, Fungi, Ascomycota, Saccharomycetes, Phaffomycetales, Wickerhamomycetaceae. Gene Ontology annotation, cellular component: peroxisomal membrane. The coding region runs from base 1 to 1269 and encodes 422 amino acids. Gene Ontology annotation, biological process: protein import into peroxisome membrane. Gene Ontology annotation, molecular function: protein-macromolecule adaptor activity. The transcript has a single exon.
AUGACAAUAUUUUCAACUUUAUCAUCAUUUUUCCGUCGAAAUAGAAAGAAAGUAAUCAUUAGUUCAAGUAUCAUUGCAAUAAUAUAUUUUGGUAUUGGAUUUUUAAAACAAAAAUUUAUUGAUUAUCAAUUAAAAUUAGCUGAAGAAAGAUUUUCAAGGGAACAAAUUCGUAGAAGAUUUGAACAAACUCAAAAAGAUUCUUUAUAUACCAUAUAUGCUUUGGUUCCUGUUUUAGCCUCUCCUAUUUUUGAUAGUUUACCUGUGGAAGAGAUUACUAAAGCUUUACAAGCUAGAAGAUUAGAUAAAAAGGGUCUUGGAGGUAGUGGAAUUGGUGCUAGUACUAUUGGUGAUGAUAAUUCAAGUACAACAACUGAACAACAACAACAUCAAGUUGUUGAUGGUGAAACUAGUGAGAAGAAAACUAAAAAUGAAUUAUGGAGUGAUUUGAAAAGUCAAAGUUUAACAAGAUUUUUAACUUUAUUAUAUUCAAAUGCUUUAUUAAUUUUAUUUACAAGAUUACAAUUGAAUAUUUUAGCAAGAAGAGAAUAUUUAGAAGAUGCAUUAAAAGUUGCAGCAACAAAACAUGGGUUUAAUGAAAGAAUUGAUUUAGUUGAUAAUACAAAUAAUGAAAGUUUAUUUUAUGUUAAUGAACAAGCUUAUUUAUCAUUUAGUUGGUGGUUAUUAAAUCGUGGUUGGAUUCAAAUUAGAGAACGUGUUAAAUCUGCUGUUGAUGAAGUAUUUGAAGAAAUUAAUCCAAGAGCUGAAUUAUCAUUAGAUGAUUUUGCUAUAUUAUUAAGUAAAACUCAACAAAUUAUUGAAUCACCAAAUACCAAUAAUAGUAAUAAUGAAUUAGAUUUUAUAAGUUCUGUUUUAUUACCACCAGAAAAUUUAGAAACUUUUGUUGUUCAACAAACAUUAGAUGAAGAAAACAUUGAAACUUUAUCAAAAGAUAAUACUAUAUUACGUACAUUAAUUGAUGAAACUAAAAAUUAUGUUCAAUCAUCAUCAAGUCUUAUUGUAUUAAGUUCAUUAAUCAAUGUUGGUAUUACAACAUUAUUAAAUAAUAUAGCAUUAACUUUAUCAUCAAGAGAUCCAUCACAAGAAUCACCAAAUGAAAUUAAAGUUAAAUUAGCAAUUUUAUUAGCAAAUAUUACAAAAGCAUCAAAUGAUUUUAAAAAUGGUACAAGAAGUGAUUAUAUUAAUAAUAUGGAUAAAGUUACAGAAUUAGAUGAAUUGAGUGCUAGUGUGUACUCUAAUUUUGAAAUAUGA